CGCCAUGCCGUCGCCGUCCCUGAGGGGAGGCGAGGGCGCGGAAGCCGCGGGGAAAAGCGAGGCCGCGGCCGGCCGGGCCGCCGCUGGUAGGGAUAUGUCCUCAGCACCAACCACUCCUCCGUCAGUGGAUAAAGUAGACGGAUUUUCUCGGAAGUCCGUCAGAAAAGCCAGACAGAAGAGGUCACAAAGUUCCUCCCAGUUUCGGUCUCAGGGCAAGCCUAUUGAGUUAACGCCACUGCCUCUGCUAAAAGACGUUCCAUCUUCAGAGCAGCCUGAAUUGUUCCUAAAGAAACUUCAGCAGUGUUGUGUCAUUUUUGACUUCAUGGACACACUUUCAGAUCUUAAAAUGAAAGAAUACAAGCGUUCAACUCUUAACGAACUUGUGGAUUACAUUACAAUAAGCAGAGGCUGUUUGACAGAGCAGACUUACCCUGAAGUAGUUAGAAUGGUAUCUUGCAAUAUUUUCCGAACUCUUCCUCCUAGCGAUAGCAACGAGUUUGAUCCAGAAGAAGAUGAACCCACCCUUGAGGCAUCAUGGCCACAUUUACAGCUUGUAUAUGAAUUUUUCAUACGGUUUUUGGAAAGCCAAGAAUUCCAGCCCAGCAUUGCCAAAAAGUACAUAGAUCAGAAAUUUGUAUUACAGCUUUUGGAGCUAUUUGACAGUGAAGAUCCUCGAGAACGGGACUACCUAAAAACAGUCUUACACAGAAUUUAUGGCAAGUUCCUUGGUCUUAGAGCAUUUAUCAGAAAACAGAUUAACAAUAUUUUUCUACGGUUUGUUUAUGAAACUGAACACUUCAAUGGUGUAGCUGAACUGCUGGAAAUAUUAGGAAGUAUUAUCAAUGGCUUCGCUUUACCUCUGAAAGCAGAGCAUAAACAGUUUUUGGUGAAAGUGCUGAUUCCUCUACAUACUGUCAGGAGUUUAUCGCUAUUCCAUGCACAGUUGGCUUAUUGCAUAGUGCAGUUUUUGGAGAAAGACCCUUCACUCACAGAGCCUGUCAUUAGAGGUUUAAUGAAAUUCUGGCCGAAAACCUGCAGUCAAAAAGAGGUCAUGUUCCUUGGGGAACUGGAGGAGAUAUUGGAUGUGAUUGAACCUUCACAAUUUGUCAAAAUUCAAGAGCCCUUGUUUAAACAAAUAGCUAAAUGUGUCUCUAGCCCACACUUUCAGGUGGCUGAACGAGCACUCUACUAUUGGAAUAAUGAAUACAUCAUGAGUUUGAUAGAAGAGAAUUCCAACGUAAUACUUCCCAUCAUGUUUUCCAGUCUGUACAGGAUUUCCAAAGAACACUGGAAUCCGGCUAUUGUGGCUUUAGUAUACAACGUCCUGAAGGCAUUCAUGGAAAUGAAUGGCGCCAUGUUUGAUGAGCUGACGGCCACUUACAAGUCAGAUCGCCAGCGCUUAUCCAAAGCAGCAGGUGAAACUAAUGAGGAAACUUCGGGAACUCCGGGCAGUUUGCGACUUGGUGAAAGUCGUGCCUUUUGUGAGACUCGGGGUUCCCACAAGCAAAGCGAAGGGUACUGUAUGUCAUCAAGCCUUGUUAGUGAGAAGAAAAAAGAGAAGGAGCGUGAAGAGCUAUGGAAGAAACUGGAGGAUUUGGAACUAAAGAGGGGUCUUAGACGCGAUGGAAUAAUUCCAACUUAACAAAAAGAAAAGCAUCAGCAUUAAUGAUCCUGUGGAGUCACACAUGUAUGUAGUAGAAGAUGGAGCAACAGUUUUCUGUAUUGUGCAACUUUACAGUAGAUUUCACAUUUGUUUCAUUAUUACAACAGCACUGUAUAUAUCUGUCUCUAAGUAAACAGGGGAAAAAUAA
Euleptes europaea (tarantolino) is the source of this 1811-nucleotide messenger RNA. RefSeq names its product protein phosphatase 2 regulatory subunit B'epsilon (gene PPP2R5E). The record is from RefSeq and is a predicted model, not a curated record. Gene Ontology annotation, cellular component: nucleus; protein phosphatase type 2A complex; cytosol. Gene Ontology annotation, biological process: protein dephosphorylation; signal transduction. The coding region runs from base 5 to 1642 and encodes 545 amino acids. The transcript is spliced from 15 exons. Lineage: Eukaryota; Metazoa; Chordata; Lepidosauria; Squamata; Sphaerodactylidae. Gene Ontology annotation, molecular function: protein phosphatase activator activity.